AGAAUAUCUCUCUCUCAACAAUCUCUAGAUCUUCAAUUCAUCCAAAAAAAUGAGAAGAAACUGCAAUUUGGAACUCAGGCUAUUCACCCCUUCUGAUUCUUACGCUUCUCAACAAGAAGAGAACGACGUCGUUGAACAAAUUUCCAUGUCUUUGGAUGGGAUAAGAUCCAGAAUUGGUAAUGAAAGGCAGCAGAUGACAAUAUUCUACGACAACGAAGUUGUGGCUUGCGAUGUUACAGAGCUUCAGGCUAGAGCCAUAAUAAUGAUUGCUAGUGAAGAAAGAUGGAAAACGACAGUUUCGGAGCCAUCUUCACCAUUAAUGCAACCCCAACUGUGCAGGCCCCCAGCCCUUACUACCGAUAAUGGCCUUUCAAUGAAGAAAUCACUGCAAAGAUUCCUUCACAAGAGAAAAAACAGGGUGCAAUCAACUCCUUAUCAUCGCUAGCUCAUACAUUAUUUAAUUCAUUUGCCCCACUUAAAUUAAUCAGAGAGCAUGCAAUAUAAUGCCUUGUUUAUGUUUGUAUGUACUCUUUAUAUGUAUACAUAUGUGUAUUUUUAUAUAUACAUCGUUCAAGAUCUUCAAUUGAUUUCUUGUAUUCACAAAAAAGUUCAGAAAACUAAUUUAAGAACUAAGAUUGAGCAGUGAGGAUCCAGGAAAAACGCUCAUUGGGGCAAAGCAGUACUGCUAAUAAUUAUGAUUAUGAACAUAUAUGGCACAACUCUGAUUGAUUUGG
This is a messenger RNA of Cuscuta epithymum, 734 nucleotides long. Lineage: Eukaryota; Viridiplantae; Streptophyta; Magnoliopsida; Solanales; Convolvulaceae. The record is from the annotation of a GenBank genome assembly.